Echinostoma caproni is the source of this 834-nucleotide messenger RNA. The record is from the annotation of a GenBank genome assembly. Lineage: Eukaryota; Metazoa; Platyhelminthes; Trematoda; Plagiorchiida; Echinostomatidae.
CUGUCCCAUACGCAUCAGAGNGGGCGAAGAAGGGCUUCAGCUGGUGGAGGAAUCGGUGAGACUUGGACGGUAGUCGAUGUAGGACAUGAUGGAACAGCGGCAGAGUUUCCAUCUGAGGCACUAGUGUUUGCACGAUCGCCUGAAGAACCCGAGAAAGGAGUCCUUCAAGCUACUUGGAUGUCGCUCGCUAAAGGUCGUUGCCGAAUAGCACUUGUACGUGCAGAAGAGCCCUAUGGAGCACAAGAAGCUGAAAGGAUUUUGGUGGAAAAUUAUCAAGGAGCUAUUGAGUUUUUGUUUGAGCUUGGCACAUGGCUUACCUACAUAGCUAUGCCUUGCAUCGCUGUAAAAGAUAGUCUAAUAGGUGAAUUAAUCUCUGUCCCUCUGGCUUGGAAUACACUGGAAAUAUUUUUAAAGUGUGUUGCUCAUGUGUUGAAUCCGCUUCUGGCGGCUGGAGAGACAGUGAAAGACGGUCUCCUCACUCAUUCGGUGGCAUUUUUACAACCUCGAAAACCGAACAGUUCGGAAUCCGGAGUGCGCACCAUUGAAAAUGCGACGUUGUUAAGUGAAAUCAGUGAAUUUGUUUCCUCUUCUUCGUCUACUGUUGACGAUCCGCAGGACACUGGGACUGCAAUAAAUGAGCUGACUGAUGGCAUAUCCAAUGGCCCCAGUGGUAUGCUACCUCAUUUUCUUGAAAUGGGUUGCCACAGCGAACACGGAUAUUUAAUACUUCAAUCCAUUCUGCAGUGUUUGGCUAGUCGGAUUCAAGGACAUUCAGCCCGUCAUCUCAGCUGGUUACUCGAGGCAGAAGCUAGUCGAAGAAAUAGUUUCUAUUGA